GGAGACGACGACACUGCACGAACCCUCGGCGCCAGACCGCCAAACAGUUCAUCUUGAAACUUGGCCGGGCGAGGUUGCGCGCCUCAUGCUCUGUGCUGCAAAAUGGAGACGGACGACAAGAAAAAAUGUUCAGUGGAAGCGAGGGAAGAAAAUGGUUUAGAGAAAAAGGUGGAUGAAAACAAGAAGAGUGAAGAAAAUGAGGAUAAAAAUGCCCCGCCCAAGAAUCAAGAAAAAAACAGUGAAGUGAAAGCGAGUGACAUCACGGUGAAGGUUGAUGUCCGAGAAAAACAGAUUAAUGAAGAGGAAAAACAAAAGGAAGAGAAGAAUGGAAAGGAGAAUAAAGAGGAGACGCUCCCCCUCAAGACCCCCCCAGUCGAGGAGCACCCGGGAGGGAAGAAGAAAGAAAUCGUCCCGGCGCGAUGGGUGAUGGCGGUCCUCGGCUGCAUAGGCUUCAUGAUCGUCUACGGCUUGAAGGUCAACCUCAGCGUCGCCAUCAUCGCCAUGGUGAACCACACGGCGGUGGCUGAGAUGGGCGGCCACCACGACGACGAGGACGAGGACCACCACGGGAGCAACGCCACGACCAACGAGUGCGGCGUCGAGGAGAAGAAGGAGGCGCUGGAGGACGGACCUUUCGCCUGGGAUGACAACAUUCAGGGGCUGAUUCUUGCGGCUUACUUCUACGGCUACAUCUUCACCCAGGUUCCUGGCGGUUGGUUCGCCGAGAAGUUCAGCGCAAAGCACGUGUUCGGCGUCGGGGCCCUUCUGAAUGCCCUGUGCGCCCUGCUGUGCCCCAUCGCCUCCAAAGCCUCGUACAUUGUCCUGGUCGCCCUCAGGAUAGUCAUGGGUAUUGCUGGGGGUGUAACGCUUCCGGGGAUGCACGUUCUUAUCGCCAGCUGGGCACCGCCUCAGGAAAGGAGCAAAAUCGCUUCUACUGUUUAUGCCGGCAUGACUUUGGGCACGCUGGUCUGCAUGCCCUUCUCCGGUCUCCUUGCCUCAGAACUCGGUUGGGAAUCUGUCUUCUACAUUCAAGGUGGACUGUCUCUCUUGUGGUACAUUCUUUGGCUGAUAUUCGUCUAUGAUUCCCCGGCCAAACACCCAAGGAUCUCGCGGGCCGAAAGACGCUUCAUUGAGGAAUCCAUUGGUACUACUUCCAAGUCUGAGAAACCACCAAUCCCGUGGAAGAGCGUGUGGACCUCCAUGCCCGUGUGGGCCAUCAUCGUCGCCCACACCUGCAGCAACUGGGGCUGGUACAUGCUUCUCGUCAAGCUGCCAACCUACAUGCGCUACAUUCUUAAAUUUGAUAUCAAGGCUAACGCAGGGCUAUCAGCUGUACCGUUCUUGUGCAUGUGGAUCUUUACUAUGAUCAACGCUAACGUCCUGGACUUGCUGCGCUCAAAGAACCUCAUCACUACAACUUUUGCUCGAAAGUUCUCGACUUUCGUUGCCUCCAUCCCGCCUGCCAUCUGCCUGAUUUCCGUGACAUACGUGGGCUGCAACACGGACCUGGCGGUGGCCCUGCUCACCCUGGGCACCAUGUUCAUCGGCGGGAUGUAUUCCGGCUUCCUCUCCAACCACAUUGACAUCGCCCCGCCCUUCGCCGGGACGCUCAUGGGCAUCUCGAACACCUUUGCCACCAUCCCUGGCAUCGUCGUCCCUUCCUUUGUGGGAUACAUGACCCACGGCAACCAAACCGUGGAGGCCUGGCGGGUCAUCUUCUUCAUCACGCUGGGCAUCUUCGGGCUGGAGGCCGUGUUCUUCUCGAUCUUCGGGUCGGGCGAUGAGCAGCCGUGGGUGAGGCCCAAACCCAAGCCCGGCGACCCCGAGCAGAUGAGGCUCAACGAGGCCUAAGGAGGCGCAGUCACGCAGGCUAAACCUCACGGGAUCAAAGAACGCACCACUAAAGAAGGCGGAGAAGUGAAAGAAGGAAGUGAGAGAGGCGAGGGAGAUGAGAGAACGAGAGAGAAGGGAAGAGUUAUGAUUGAUCAGGUUUCGCCCUGAUUUGGGUCCUCUCUAAGACCAAACAACACAAAAAGAUAUAAUCGAGAAAUCAUGCACUUACAAAUUAAUAAAGUUGCAGAUGAACUGUGGUACACGACAAAUGGGGCAGCCAUAAGUAAUUGUUUUUUGGCAGUUACUGAGAAGAGGAUGUAGUCAUGAUGCUUUUGUGUGGUUCCUGUAUAAGCCAGUGACUUUUUCUCAAAUUUAGAAGAUAGGUACAUAUAUUAUAUAAACUAAGUAAAAUGUUUGAAAGAGGAAAAGACAGUGAAAGAGCCCAAGGUUCUUAAAUACUUAUGAGAGAAUAACUGAAUUGGAUCGACUUUUCUUAAAGGAUAUUAAAGUACAUGAUUUGCCCUUUCGUUUACCAAUAUGGAUUAAAUAAUACAUAUAGUUAAUAAUGAUAAGAAAGUACUGGUAAACAUCCUGUUAAUGGCUUUAUAAUCCUGUUAUUUUCUUUAUAAGCUUUUUGAAGGGUAUGUUAGAAAAUGUGGCUGUAAAAUUGAUAUAUUUUCAAUUGCCUUCCUGUUCAUUAUAAGUCUCCCAUAUAAAGAGUAGUCAUAUUGAGAUUAAGCAAUGAAUGGAAUUCAGUUCACCUGGGAUUUCGUUGUAAUUGUUCGUCUGGACACUGUUCUCUACGUUCUGUGAAUGCAAAUGAAUGCUAUGUGUUCAAAUGUGUUUUAGAAAUAAACACAUUUUUAUCUAUUAGUUUAGGAAUAACGACCAUCAAUGAAAAUGGUGAUGUCGCUUUACACAAUUAAACAUUCAUACAGUGAUCUGCAUAAAUAGCUGUGUAUUUAUAGUAUAUCAUCAUGUUAACACGUCGCAUAGCAAGUAGUUGUGUAUUCAUAAUGUACAAUGUAAACAUGUUAUAUGUAUUAUAUUUACAUAUUGCAAAAAAGGGAAUACUGAAAAGAGUUAUUUUUCCACACGGAUAUUUAUUUUAGAUCUAUACCUACUGAAGAGAUUCCUCUGUAGCAAAACUAUUAUUCUAUAUCGCUCUGUACAAGUGAGAUUCUGAAAAAAAAACAUAGAACAGACCCCAUAAUUGUGUAAUGUGAAUAGAACUAAAUAAUAUAACUCAUGUUGUACGCACUGCAAAGUUCCUCGUCUUAAUUCUAUUAUUAAGAAAUUCCAAACAAAUCCAAACGGCAUUGCAAAUAACAAUGGGGUGAAUUAAUUAAUGAUGUAAUAGUUCUUCGUCAGUAUAGCACAGUGUACGUAGGCAGCCAAAGUCUUUGUUCUGGCCGUCCUCUGAAAGCCUUCAGACCAGAGGUUCCCAAAUUGAUGUGCUUAUACCCUUUAGAAGACGGGAAAAAAAUUUCUCCGGGGUACUUUUAAGACUUUAUUUUUCUGUUAUAUCUGUUUAAAGGAUUUAUCUUAUUUUAGGAUCUGGUUAGUUUUGCAAGACUCAAUAGCAUUUUAAGAUAUACAAGGGUGGUGAAUCUUCUAGGGGUACGUGGCUGACUUUAGUUUGGGAACCACUGCUUGAGAUCAAUCACAUUUCCCCCAAAGGACACAAAAAGAAGGAAAAGAAGUAAACAAUGGCAUUAAUCACAAUGCAUUUUUACAAAUGUGUUCCACAACUCUUGAGUAGUGUUUUCCCCAUAAACUUGUUUCUUGUUUAGUCUUUUGUUGUUUUUGUGAAGUAAUAAAGGAAUUAUUUUGCAUAAUUACUCUUACAUUUGUUUAUUCGUCUUUUUGACACUGCGUGACUGCGUACAAGUGACGGAGCGUAAAAAAUGCAGAUAUCCUGAUGAAGGGUUUGUUAAAUGCGCAAAUCAAUUAUUCAUAAUACAUUUUCUUCUUGCCACAGUGAAUUAAAAAGCCGUAUUCUUAUGUAUUCUUAUAUUUAAAUCAAUUUGCUGCAACAGAUCAAGAUAUUGCGAUUACGAAAAAUGAAAGAAAUCAAUAUAAAAAGGUAUGAUUUUUUUUACGAAAACAAGUGCCCAAAAGUCGUUGUGAUAUUAGGUUUCAAAUCAAAGCAGAUUGCAAUCAUGAUAUAAUAUAUCCUUUGCGACUAAUCAAAAUUGAAUUAUGCAAAAAUUAUUCAUCUUACAUUUGUGAUCCUAUGUCGCAAAUUACCUAAGCACUGUGAUUAAUGUGAUUUCUAAUACAAGCUGUGUAUCAGCAACAUGAACUGUAUAUGUCGUAAGCUCUUUAUGGUUUCGUUGUUUUCUUUUGUUGCUGUUAUUUUCGUUUAUAUUCGUAAGUUAGGAUUCGUUCGGUCGGAUUACAGAAUGGAUCCGUAUUCUAUUUUUAACUACGUUUCUAAACGUAAUUUAAAACUCCGAGGAUAAAGAGAGAAUUCA
Molecule: messenger RNA, 4310 nt
Organism: Penaeus vannamei (Pacific white shrimp)
Lineage: Eukaryota; Metazoa; Arthropoda; Malacostraca; Decapoda; Penaeidae
Gene: MFS3
Product: major facilitator superfamily transporter 3
Biological process (GO): monoatomic anion transport; transmembrane transport
Cellular component (GO): membrane
Molecular function (GO): transmembrane transporter activity
Source: RefSeq, a predicted model, not a curated record